AUGGCUGCAACAUUUGAAAAGUGGAAAAUAGAAGAGAUGAAGAUGCGAAAGAAGAUAAUUGCCAAGAAUGACAAAGUUUCUAUUGCCAAACCAAUUGCUUCCAAGACAACAAACCAUGUAGCAAAGAAACAAGGCAGCAGAAGUAGAAAGCUGUCAAUUUCAGAUGUCAACAAACCCAAAACUAACAGAAAGAGAAACCCAAAAGAUACGUACGCCUUGGUUCUGAAGUUAGAAGAGAUCUUUGAAACUGGCAAGAACAACAAUAGAAACCUUCAAGAUAACAAGAAAAGAAAACCACUUCAAAAGAACAUCACGGAGAAGAAUAUUCAAUUUGACAGCCUGUUCCAAGCUACUUCUACACCUUGUACUUCAGUCAUUCUCAUGCCCUUGGAAGCCACAAGAGUCGAAAAGAUUCAAGAACAACUUAAACAUAAGAAGAAAAUAGUAGACAAUGUCUUGGAACAAAUUGAUGAAUCUGAAGAUGAAGUCAUCCUCGAUAACAUUAUAGAGACGUCUGGCAGUAAUUUGAAUAUAGCACCAAAAAGGUAG
Scheffersomyces stipitis CBS 6054 is the source of this 549-nucleotide messenger RNA. RefSeq lists its product as uncharacterized. Bases 1 to 549 code for a protein of 182 amino acids. The record is from RefSeq and is a predicted model, not a curated record. NCBI's taxonomy places the organism in Eukaryota, Fungi, Ascomycota, Pichiomycetes, Serinales, Debaryomycetaceae. The transcript is spliced from 4 exons.